CAUGAGAUAAGCAUUGCCCCGAGAAAGGGUUAAAGGUUUAUCAGACUAAAUGUGAAUAUAUAAGUAACGUAUGCAUAACCACUGAAACAGUACUGUUUAAAGUACGUAGUGAAUACGUUUAAAGUGUAACGGUGGUAAUCAUGGCAUCAAAGAAGAUUGUACGAAAAAUAAUAUCAUCUUCAUUGAGUCCAAAGCCCGUCGGACCGUACAAUCAAGCAGUACUUGCAGACAGUACUUUGUAUUUAUCCGGAGUUCUUGGGGUCGAUGUGAAUACUAAUAAACUUGUCGACGGAGGUGCCAUUGCUGAGGCUCGUCAAGCUCUUAAAAAUAUGGGAAAUAUUCUGAAAGAAGCUGGAUCAAAUUAUGACAAAGUUGUUAAAGCAACCAUCUUUUUAAACGAUAUAAAUGAUUUUGCCGGAGUUAAUGAAAUUUACAAAGAAUUUUUCACACAAAAUUAUCCAGCUCGUUCUACAUAUCAAGUUGGAAAGUUGCCUAUGGGAGCUCAAGUUGAAAUUGAAGCUAUUGCUGUUGUUGGAGAAGUAGAAACAAUUUCUAUGUUGUAAGUCAAGAUUAUGUUACAAAUAUGUUACAUC
Messenger RNA from Dufourea novaeangliae, 593 nucleotides. It is a transcript of the gene UK114, whose product is annotated as ribonuclease UK114. The transcript has 5 exons. Lineage: Eukaryota; Metazoa; Arthropoda; Insecta; Hymenoptera; Halictidae. The coding region runs from base 141 to 563 and encodes 140 amino acids. Gene Ontology annotation, molecular function: deaminase activity. Gene Ontology annotation, cellular component: cytosol. The record is from RefSeq and is a predicted model, not a curated record.